Messenger RNA from Exophiala mesophila, 2816 nucleotides. RefSeq lists its product as uncharacterized. The record is from RefSeq and is a predicted model, not a curated record. Bases 114 to 2375 code for a protein of 753 amino acids. The transcript is spliced from 2 exons. Gene Ontology annotation, molecular function: ATP hydrolysis activity; ATP binding. Lineage: Eukaryota; Fungi; Ascomycota; Eurotiomycetes; Chaetothyriales; Herpotrichiellaceae.
CGCUUGAAACCCAAAUAUAUUUCACACUCCAAGAUUCAAAAUCGAUCCAGUUAGGUAAGCGGCAGUAGACAACGAGCGGCCUCAUCGAUUGUGGAAUCUGGCAGGUUACCAGAAUGGAGGCUGAAAUCCAGGCUCAAAUUCCCAACAUUGAUCACGUCUUGUCUGAAUACUCCGUGGGCUAUCUUCAUCAUGCUUCAAAAUUAUACACAUCUGAAGAGGACGCAGCUGCCGAGUCACCGCUCGGUGAAGCUCUUGAAACGAUAACAUCAUUAUUGACCUCAGCGUCUGGGGAUUUCUCUGAGCAAAAUGAACUCGCCAUCAGAAACCUCGUCGAAAAAUUCAUCUCCAGACUUAGUGAAGCCAAUGGUGUGGACCCGGAGAGACGACAACUACCAUUCACUGCGAAGAAAUUGGAACACAGCAUCCAAGUCAGUUCGCAGAGGAAUAUUUCGUCCACAUUAGGUUUGACUGCCGCUGCCGUGGACCUCGAGGCCGCCAAUUCCCGCAAAGUUGAAUCCAAGGUCGACAAGAAGAAAUUAGAAAAGGCCGAGCGUAAAAUCCGGGCCAAGCAGGACAAGAAGAUUAUGAAAAAUGUCGAAUAUGAGGCUUCACGGUUACUUGACCUGCCAGAUGAGGCACAGUCAUAUGAAGAGUUCUUCAUGGCCGUCAAUCCUCUUCAACUUGGUGCUGACGCUCAGUCCAAGAGCAAGGACAUCAAGGUCGACGGCAUUGACGUAUCCAUCUCUGGUAAACGCAUUCUUACCGACACCAAUUUGACUUUGGCAUAUGGCCGUCGUUAUGGUCUGGUCGGCCAAAACGGUAUUGGUAAAUCUACAUUACUCCGAGCUUUGAGCAGACGUGAGGUGUCCAUUCCAACCCACAUAUCCAUUCUCCAUGUUGAACAGGAGAUCACUGGCGAUGACACACCUGCUCUUCAAGCCGUGCUUGAUGCAGAUGUCUGGCGCAAACAUCUGUUGGCUGAGCAGGACAAAAUCACCAAUCAACUGGCAGCACUUGAAGCCGAACGUUCGAAAUUGGCGGAUACAUCCAAAGACGCCGGCCGACUGGACCACGAAAAGGAUGGUCUCGAUAUCACUUUGGGAGACAUACAAGCUAAACUGAGUGAGAUGGAGUCAGACAAGGCAGAAUCUCGAGCUGCAAGCAUUCUAGCAGGUCUAGGCUUCUCAACUGAACGUCAACAAUUUGCCACAAAGACCUUUUCUGGUGGUUGGCGAAUGAGAUUGGCACUCGCAAGAGCAUUGUUCUGUGAGCCUGACUUACUGCUUCUCGAUGAACCUUCCAACAUGUUGGACGUCCCAUCCAUCACCUUCUUGUCGAAUUAUCUCCAGACCUACCCAAGUACCGUGCUCGUGGUUUCUCACGAUCGAGCGUUCCUAAACGAAGUUGCCACCGACAUCAUCCAUCAACACUCUGAACGCCUCGAUUACUACAAAGGAGCAAAUUUUGACUCCUUUUACGCGACCAAGGAAGAGCGACGCAAGACGGCCAAACGUGAGUACGAGAACCAAAUGGCACAACGUGCUCACUUGCAGGCCUUUAUCGACAAGUUUCGCUACAAUGCAGCCAAGUCAUCCGAGGCCCAGUCGAGAAUCAAGAAAUUGGAGAAGAUGCCUGUUCUUGAGCCCCCUGAGGCUGAAUACCUUGUCCACUUCAAAUUCCCAGAUGUGGAAAAGUUGUCACCUCCAAUUAUCCAGAUGUCCAACGUGGCAUUCGGGUAUACCAAGGAUAAACCUUUGUUGCGCAACGUGGAUCUUGACGUCCAGCUUGACUCUCGGAUUGGUAUCGUUGGUCCCAACGGUGCGGGCAAAACGACGGUGUUGAAACUGCUCAUCGGGCAGCUCACCCCCACUUCUGGACUGAUAUCCCAGAACCCGCGAUUAAGGAUAGGCUUCUUUGCCCAACAUCACGUCGAUGCUCUCGACAUGAACACAUCAGCCGUAGGGUUCAUGCAAAAGACCUACCCGGGCAAAACCGACGAAGAGUAUCGACGACAUCUCGGUGCUUUUGGCAUCACAGGCAUGACUGGCCUACAAAAGUUGGAGCUCCUUUCUGGUGGUCAAAAGUCCAGAGUUGCAUUCGCAUGUUUGUCGUUGACCAAUCCUCACAUCCUCGUCCUGGACGAACCAUCCAACCACCUGGAUAUUGAAGCGAUGGACGCUCUAUCGACGGCGUUGCAACAGUUCCAGGGCGGUGUGUUGAUGGUCAGCCACGAUGUCACCAUGUUACAGAACGUGUGCACCAGCCUUUGGGUAUGUGACAAGGGCACGGUCGAGAAGUUCCCAGGCGAUGUCAAUGCCUACAAGAAGAAAAUUACCGCUCAGGCCAACGAGGCUGGUGUUGUACAGGCACAUUAGGCACCCUAAAGAGAACGCAAGGCCUGCCUGUUGGGUGCAACGCAUCCGACCUAGAUCGCCCGAGCAGUCCGAGCUUCCAUGUGAGACAGAGAUUGAGAAACCGGCCAAUGAAGUCAAACGCACAACUCACCUGCCUAUACAAGCUUAGCUAUCGCCUUUCGUGCUGGCGAACUAUGACUAUUCUAUUUCACCUCUGCAUGUAGAGCGUUUCUACGAGCCGAUCGAAGCCUAUCUUAAAGACGAGCUCGGACAAGUCCGGCCGGAAGCGUUGUCGGUGGUAAAAUUUUACAUAUUGUCGGGUACACUUAUGCAUAGAUGCAAUAUAUCGGCAGAUCCUCUGUGACGCCGGCUUUUCGGGUGAUGGACGACGGAAUCUUUUUCAUGGGUCACUAGAAAAGCCCAUGCGUCAUGGCCCGAUUCGACGUAGCAAGAUAGACACUU